Messenger RNA from Epithele typhae, 744 nucleotides. RefSeq lists its product as uncharacterized. The coding region runs from base 1 to 744 and encodes 247 amino acids. The transcript has 4 exons. Lineage: Eukaryota; Fungi; Basidiomycota; Agaricomycetes; Polyporales; Epitheliaceae. Gene Ontology annotation, molecular function: protein binding. The record is from RefSeq and is a predicted model, not a curated record.
AUGAGUCUGUUGCAAGACGUCCUCCGCACGCAAACUCUCGAUUCCCUUGACAAAGCACUCGGCAGCGGGCGCACCUCCCCCGACGACGAUUAUGAAUUGAUCAAUGUGGUAUCCCUCCCUGGGAGCCCCGGGAGGUCUCGUCCCGCUUCCCGCCCUACUUCCCGCCCCCACUCCCCCACACGCAACGGCUUCAGUGGCCUCAGCCGCUCGAGCCCUCUGCAAAUUGCUCGGGGCCCCACAAGAGAUCCGCUCCGAGCACUGCCCACCGAUGUUGCCCAGCGCAUCUUCUCCCAGCUGUCGAUUAGGGAACUUUCACGUUGCUCAAGGGUGUCCAAGAAGUGGAGCAAGAGUCAGACGUUGAACUAUGUCUGGUUCCAGCACUACCGGAAGGAGAACUUCCACGACGAUAGUCUCCCGCCGGGCAAGUGGACAAAGCGUGAGUCGAAGCAGAACUGGCGUACUACCUACCUUAACGCCAUCCCUCGUCGCUCCCCUCCCCAAUCUCCCGGUCCGCGAUCGAUAUCCGGCUACGAGUCUCCACGGUCUGGACAGCAGACUCCGCGUGAACUCCGGGAGGAGAAGUGGCGCCAAGAGGCCGAGGUUGUUUCGCGUCCCACGAAGGUUGAGAUGCGAGAGGCAUACAAGGAGCUCAACGGGCGGAAAGCUCGCGGGAAGGGCAAGUUAGGCGGCAUGUCCGGCAUGCGAGACCGUGCAGGCUUCAGCGAUCCCAGCUUUGAAGAUUAG